GGGCUGUCACCAGCCAUUCCUUACUCAUAUUUGGCUCAGAAUAAAUCUCUUCAAACAUUUUACAGUUUGUCUCUUUUUGUCAAGGAAACUCAGAUGUAUCAAGGGUAGGAUGCAAACUUUGUGGUUUAAAAUAGAAUGAAAUUUCAAGUUGCAGUGAGCAGCUCUGAGGUAUGUUCAUGAACAGCACACAGAUGCAAAGCAAUCUGGUGCAGUCUCCCGGAGUUCAGGAGGUACCUUUUUAAGGCCAGCUCCUCCCGCUCCGACACUCCCAAACCAGCGACUCUAGUGCUUGUUCAACUGAAGCAAAGAAGGGCGCAGCUGUUCUUGGAUCCAGCAUUUCCCGGACAAGGGCUAAGAGUGAAAUUGACUUUGCUUGCGGCCCAGGGCAACGUUUAGGAAAGCAACCAAAGCCAGCAGGAGGCCAGAAAAAGCAGACAGACCCCUGACACUCCGCUGUGUAGUCGAGGCACAUCUAACCCCAGCGUGUUGAGCAACGAGUGUCCCCCGAGCUGUUCUCCAGAGUCGCUCCAACAGACAGACGCCAUUUCUGUUCCAGCCUACCCAGAAUGCCGCCUGCCGCCUGCGGGCGUUGCUUUAUGACGUCACCACGUGCUUCAGCGGGCCGGCGCGGGGGCUGCAACCGGGCUUAGCGGUGGGGAGGCUCGUGUUGUACUGUCCUUGCUCGCUUCCGGGUGGCCCUUCAUGUCUUCUACUCUAAGGUGUGCUGAGGGGAAAGGCGCAGGAAGUCUCUAGCCUGACACUAUGGAGGAAGAGAAUGGCGACAACUUCGACGGUGUGAGCACCGACCGCUUGAAACAGCAGUUGCUGGAAGAAAUCCGCAAGAAGGAUGCAGUACAACUCUCAGUGUUUGAACUAAGACACAGGAUAGCAGAACUGGAAGCCAAACUCAAUACUGACAAUGAAGGUAGUGAAUGGAAAACCCGUUAUGAGACACAACUUGAAUUAAAUGAUCAACUAGAAAAGCAAAUUGUUUCUCUCAAGGAGAAAAUAGAAAAAAUCCAUGGAAACUCUUCAGAUAGACUAUCUUCUAUUCGUGUCUAUGAACGAAUGCCAGUGGAAUCCUUAAACAUAUUACUUAAACAGCUAGAAAAAGAGAAGAGGACUCUUGAAAGUCAAGUGAAAUACUAUGCAUUUAAACUGGAACAAGAAUCAAAGGCUUACCACAGGAUCAACAAUGAACGCCGUACAUACCUAGCUGAAAUGUCUCAGGGUUCUAGCUUACAUCAAGUUUCUAAAAGGCAACAGAUGGAUCAACUGCCUAGGAUGCAAGAGAAUUUAGUGAAAACGAGCAGAUAUAAUCCAGCUAAUCAGAAGAUAGUGAGCGCCAAGAGAGGACCAGUAAAAAAGAUUACAAGAUCAAACCAUCUUCCAGAACUCUAUUCGUGAUUCCAGAACUGGGUGGAUUUCUAUUUCUUCCUUUUUUUCCCCCAUCUAUAAUAUUCAACUUGUGAAAUUAAUGGUCAGCACAUUUCUUCAGGGAAUAAAAUAAAUAAGAAAGAACAGCCAAAAUUUUCUUUAACUCAUCUUCCAGAAAUGUGUUCCUUUGUCUGCAUAAAAGUAAUUUUCUCCAGUGACCCUAAACUAACUCACAAGAAGUGCUUGUGAGUUUUAAAAUA
Molecule: messenger RNA, 1637 nt
Organism: Sapajus apella (tufted capuchin)
Lineage: Eukaryota; Metazoa; Chordata; Mammalia; Primates; Cebidae
Gene: CCDC169
Product: coiled-coil domain containing 169
Exons: 8
Coding region: 763-1407 (214 amino acids)
Source: RefSeq, a predicted model, not a curated record